This is a messenger RNA of Pseudophryne corroboree (corroboree frog), 5083 nucleotides long. RefSeq names its product protein tyrosine phosphatase receptor type O (gene PTPRO). Gene Ontology annotation, molecular function: cadherin binding; protein tyrosine phosphatase activity; Wnt-protein binding. Gene Ontology annotation, biological process: negative regulation of canonical Wnt signaling pathway; podocyte differentiation; peptidyl-tyrosine dephosphorylation involved in inactivation of protein kinase activity. Gene Ontology annotation, cellular component: plasma membrane; glutamatergic synapse; GABA-ergic synapse. The transcript is spliced from 24 exons. Bases 53 to 3055 code for a protein of 1000 amino acids. The record is from RefSeq and is a predicted model, not a curated record. Lineage: Eukaryota; Metazoa; Chordata; Amphibia; Anura; Myobatrachidae.
UUAUCCGCCCAGAAAUAUUUCCAUACAGAUAUUACUCCUGAACAAUAGUAACAUGGAGGGACCAGGUGGAGGUAUUUCUGCAGAGACUUUCACGAAACUUGAUGUGGUGACGGAAAGAGAGAAGUCAGCGGAAAUGUUUGACGAUCAGUUUGAAAGUUCAGCAGCUAGCUCAUCUUAUAAUUGGACCGACUACAAAUCUUCUAAUAACAGCAGCUCUGAAACGACAUCUCUGCCAUAUUGGUGGGUUAAUGAGACCGCGACCGCUGACAGCGAAGGGUUUGUGAAUGAAAUUCCUCCCGAUUAUGAAAAUCCAACCGUAAUAAGCUUCUUGUCGGAAAACAUUCCAGCACGUUCUCCUGCUAUCAGAUUCAAAGUCUUAAUCAACUGGUUGCCACCAAAACCACCAACUGCUUUUGAUGGUUUCAACAUAUAUAUCCAGAGAGAUGGAAAUACAACGGAAACGUCGGCUGUAGAUGACAGCACCCAUGAAUUUGUGACCGUGUUGAAUGAGCCAGGAAAAUAUCAAUUGAUGAUCAGAACGUCUAGCUCCUCCAUGUUCUGUGGUAGUCGGGAAAGUAGCUCACCCGGAGCGCUCCGUUUCUAUAUCAGUCCUGAUGGGAAAUGGUUUGAGGAGCUGACAGAAAGACCAGCGAAUGUGACAGUGACUAUCCUGAAUUCUACCACAGCUCUGGUGUCAUGGACAUCUUCCCUGACAAACAGCACGGACACAAUUGUGUCUGUGAAGUCACAAACAUGUCACAAGCAGAAGGAAAGUCAGCGCCUUGAGAAGCAUUACUGUACAGAGGUUAACUUAACUGGUAACAUCAUAAGAAACCUAGUUCCAGGUGCACAGUACAGAGUGGCUGUCUAUCUGCAGAAGGUUCCGUUAAUUGGACCACCAUCAGAAGCUGUUCUAUUUUCCAUAGAACCAACUGGAAUAAAAGAUUUAUUGCUUUAUCCAUUGGGACCAUCGGUGGUGGUGUUAAGCUGGACAAGGCCUUACCACAGUGCGUUUCGGAAAUAUGUUGUCGAAAUGUUUUAUUUUAACCCUGCAACUAUGACAUCUGAAUGGACGCCAUACUAUGAAAUAGCAGCGACUGUAUCUGUGACCUCUACAGUGAGACUCAUCAAUUUGCUCCCUGCCUGGUAUUAUAACUUCAGGGUUACAAUGGUGACGUGGGGGGAGCCGGAGCUGAGCUGUUGUGAUGGUUCUACUAUAAGCUUUAUAACAGCUCCCGUGUCCCCUGCGAUCAGCCACGUGGAAUAUGUGAAGAAUCUCCUUUAUGUGACAUGGACAUAUGGGGAGAAAUCAUUGGAUCUGUCACACUCCAGAAUGUUACACUGGCAGGUGAUGGCUGAAGGAAGGAAAAGAAUAAAGAAAAGUGUGUCUCGCAACACGAUGACUGCAGCGAUGAGUCUGCCCGCUGGGGACAUCUAUAACAUCACUGUCACCGCCUGUACGGAGAGAAGCAGUAACACCUCUCUGCCUUAUCUGGUUAGACUCGAGCCGGUUCCCCCAAAGUCUCUGUAUGCUGUGAACAAAACACAAACCUCGUUUACUCUUCUGUGGGUGGAAGAAGGCUUUUCUGAUUACUUUGACGUGUUCUGCUGGUGCUUAGACCCUGCCCAGAAUGAAUAUGAAAAGGACCCGGUGACUGUGUUCUCGCAUGUAGUGACGAUGUCCAAUCUCCAGCCUGGCGCAUCCUAUAACUGCAGCAUCACCAGCGUCAGCCACCGCUCUCCCAGUAUUGCUACCUACAUUACAGUUUCUACAUUAGUUGCUGAAGUGAACCCCAAUGUUGUGGUGAUAUCUCUGCUGGCGAUCCUCAGCAUCCUGCUCAUUGGACUCUUGCUGGCGACUCUUAUUAUUUUACGACGAAAACAUCUGCAAAUGUCGAGAGAAUGUGGGGCUGGAACGUUUGUCAAUUUUGCCACGUUGGAGAGAGACGGGAAACUUCCAUACAACUGGCGUAGAAGUAUAUUUGCUUUCCUAACCCUCCUGCCCUCCUGUCUGUGGACUGACUACCUCUUGGCUUUUUAUAUUAACCCGUGUGUUACCCGAAUCUUUUACCAGAGAGGUAGCAGUGUUUGUCUGGAGCAGCAGUGCCCAGCUAGGAACAAAAAUGGAUUCAAGAAACGGAAGUUGACCAACCCAGUACAGUUAGAUGACUUUGAUUCUUACAUUAUGGAGAUGGCAAAAGAUUCCGACUACAAGUUCUCUUUACAGUUUGAGGAAUUGAAAAUGAUUGGUCUUGAUAUACCUCACUCUGCAGCAGACCUUCCAGCAAACCGAUGCAAGAACCGCUAUACAAACAUAUUACCGUAUGACUUUAGCCGGGUGACACUGGUGUCCACAGAUGAAGAGGAUGGCGCCGAUUACAUUAACGCAAAUUACAUCCCUGGAUACAACACGUUACAAGAAUACAUUGCAACACAAGGACCAUUGCCUGACACAAGGAAUGAGUUUUGGAAGAUGAUUCUUCAGCAGAAAUCACAAGUGAUUGUAAUGCUCACCCAGUGCAAUGAAAAGAGACGGAUAAAAUGUGACCACUAUUGGCCAUUCACAACAGACCCUGUCAGCUAUGGAGACAUUACGGUAGAGAUGAUAUCGGAGGAUGAACAACCAGACUGGGCGCUCCGCGUAUUCUGCGUCUCAUUUGCUGACGACGUACAACGUGUUAUGCAUUUCAACUUUACAGCGUGGCCGGACCACGGCGUCCCAGCUGCCAGCGCAGCGGAAAGCAUACUGCAGUUUGUAUAUAUGGUGAGACAGAAAGCAUCCAAAACCAAAGGGCCAAUAGCUGUGCAUUGCAGUGCUGGUGUUGGGCGGACAGGAACCUUCAUAGCUCUGGAUCGUCUGAUGCAGCACAUUCACGAUCAUGAAUUUGUAGAUGUUUUAGGUCUUGUGGGUGAACUUCGCUCUUACAGGAUGUGUAUGGUGCAGACAGAGGAACAAUUUAUUUUUAUUCAUCAAUGUGUUCAAUUAAUGUGGAAAAAGAAAAAACAGCAGUUUCGGAUCAGUGACGUUAUUUAUGAAAAUGUCAGCAAGUCAUAGAAUGAAUUCUGUCUUGUGUGAGGACUACAAUCAUCUUCCCUAGUUUCAGGCUUUCUUUUCUGAAUCGCAACCACUGGCCGCCAAGUAGUGGAUGGACACCGGGAAGACCCAGCCUUAAAACCUGAUGUGUCUUUUGGACCUUUCCUUCAUGAACUGUUUUAUAACACUGGGCCAAAUUUAAACAUAAUAAAAUAAAGACACUUAACUGGAUGUUGAAUAGUUGCAAAGAGCUUCAUGGCGGAAUGUUCUAUAAUGAGCUUCAUGGCGGAAUGUUCUAUAAUGAGCUUCAUGGCGGAAUGUUCUAUAAUGAGCGUCAUGGCGGAAUGUUCUACAAUGAGCUUCAUGGCGGAAUGUUCUCAGGUGUUAGCACUGAUAUGACAAUUCCCAGAGUGUUGCAGUGAAUAAUUUGAGCUGUCAUAGUGUCACAAGUUACCUCAUUUUACACAAGAUUUCUGCGUACUUCAAAGGAGUAUGUAGAACCAGACAUGGUAGAACCAUUUUUCUUUUUGCCGUGUAGUACCACAUCCGGUGAGACUUUUUUUUUAGCUUUUACAGCUGAUGCUGCAGAAGGAAGGAGAGAGCAAUUGUCAUUUACACCAAUUGGCCCUAAGACUAAAACCAUCUGACUAAUAUUAUGCAGGUCCUCCUCAUACCACCAAAAGUUCUCUGACCAUCAAGGUAAGGACUACACAAGACCUCUGAAAGUGUCAUGUGGUAUCUGGCACCAAGAUGUUAGCAGCAGAUCCUUUAAGUCCUAUAAGAGGUGAUGUGGGGUCUCUUGUUUUUCCACUUUCCACAGAUGUUUGAUCGUAUUGAGAUUUGGAGACCAAAUCAACACCUUGAACUCUGUCAUGUUAUUCCUGAGCAAUGUAUGCAGUGUGGAUGUGCACAUGAUCCUGCUGAAAGAGGACUUUGUCAUCAAUGAAUACCGUUGCCAUGAAGGGGUGUACUUGGUCUGCAAUGUUUAGGUAGUUGUUACAUGUCAAAGUAACCUCUACAUGAAUGUCAGGACCCAAGAUUACCCAGCAGAAUAUUGCCCAGAGCAUCACACUGCCACCAUCCCAUUGUGCAUCCUGGUGCCAUCUCUUCCCAAGGUUAACAACACACACGCACCCAGCCGUCCACAUGAUUCAUCAAACCAGGCUACCUUCUUCCAUUGCUUCAUGGUCCAGUUCUAACACUCAUGUGCCCAUUGUAAGUGUUUUUGGCAGUGGACAGCAUGGGCACUCUGACCGGUUUGUGGCUACGGUGUGUUCUGACACCUUUCUAGCAUCAUUUCAGCAAUACUGUGGGAUGGGACCAGACGGGCUAGUUUUUGCUUUCCACACACAUUCAUUAGCCUUGGGCACCCAUAACCCUAUCGACAGUUGUCCUUGCUUGGACCAUUAUUGGUACGUACUAACCACUGCAUACCAGGAACACCCCACAAGACCUGCCGUUGUGGAGAUGCUCUGACCUAGCUGUCUAGCCAUCACAAUUGGACUCUUGUCACAGUCACUCAGACCCUUAUGCUCGCCCAUUUUCCUACUUCCAAUACAUCAACUUCAGGAACGGACUGCUCACUUGCUGCCUAGAAUAUCCCAUCCUUAACAGUUGCAAUUUCAAUGAAAUAAUCAAUGUUAUUAACUUCUCCUGUCAGUAGUUUUUAACGUAAUGACUGAUUGGUGGAGAACCCAAGUGUUCUGAGGGUAAGGACUCUCCACAGCAGUAGGAGAUACAGUCUGCGAUGCACAUAAACAACGCUUUGACCAAGCACAUGACCAGAUUGGAGAGUGGGAACAUGUGUGGUCUCUUUACUGCUGAAGUCUCUCAUAGUAAGGACCCCUAAUGUUCAUGUGUUUAAUGUCACUGGAGACACUUUCAUCUAUUCAGUUAAGUUUUAUUUGUGAUAUUGGAGUGUAAUAAGUGUUUGACACAGAUUGGUUGUAUAGGCAGUGGAUUUGUUCAGUAUCACUGGAAUGGGAAAACUAAGAAACAGUGAUAUAAAUUGCACAUUAAAUAAAAUAUUUAAGAUAUUUAAAUAAGAAA